AUGUCCCAUCAAGAUGCAUACCAACAACUUGCCAGCGUCUUCACAUCUCGAGGCAACCAGGUUCUUGAAAUUGAAAUCAUCCCAUCAAGCCUAGGAUCAUUCCUACAAGAUGGCAAUGCAGUCGGCACAAGCAAAAAGACAUUAGUCGCCGCAUAUAUAGUCGCACGACAACUCUUCAGCAACCUCCAGCCAGGGGAUUUCUCCCACCCGGCCAUCACAGAGAUAAUGCUCCUCUUCGACUGUGAGCAUCUGACAGCCUGCAACUGGCGCAAGCUUCGCAUCAAGGCAGCCACAGCAGCUUCAGACUCGCAAGACCUGCUCCAGGCCGAGCUCACGCUCCUAACGAGCUACCAGUGCUCGCCACUGCAUCGUCACACCAAGUCUCCGACAUUAUGGCAUCACAGACUAUGGGUGCUGCGCCAGAUGCAAAGGCGUCUUCCUAGUCAGGAGGCCUUGGAUUGUCUGAACUCAGAACUGGAAGUCGUUCUUCGAGCCGGAGAACUGCACCCUAGAAAUUACUACGCUUUCAGCCACAUGCGACAGCUGUCUGCUCUCCUCGGCACACACUGGGAUGCAUCGACCAUCGACCGUGUCGUGAACUGGUGUCUUGCUAACCCCCGUGAUAUCUCGGGCUGGAGCUUUGCAGUGUAUGUACUAGAUACCUCGACCCGGCCGUCCCAAGUGCAGGCGCUUGAGAAGGUUAUUCGAUUUGCACUCGGGGUGCGGUGGGAAGGCGAAAGCCUCUGGACGUUUAUUGCGCAAUCUGCCAGACAGUUCGGUCUGGAGGCUUCCCUGGAGAAGAUGAUGAUUCCCGAGGGCCACAGCUCCCCGACGCCUGACUCAUGGUCAAGGUGGCUGGAGUUGGCUAGAUCGCAUUGGGCACACGGUUAA
This is a messenger RNA of Penicillium salamii, 891 nucleotides long. NCBI's taxonomy places the organism in Eukaryota, Fungi, Ascomycota, Eurotiomycetes, Eurotiales, Aspergillaceae. The record is from the annotation of a GenBank genome assembly.